Messenger RNA from Argiope bruennichi, 1380 nucleotides. RefSeq lists its product as uncharacterized. The coding region runs from base 473 to 910 and encodes 145 amino acids. The record is from RefSeq and is a predicted model, not a curated record. The transcript has 4 exons. NCBI's taxonomy places the organism in Eukaryota, Metazoa, Arthropoda, Arachnida, Araneae, Araneidae.
UUCAGUGUACUCAAGCGCUUCGAAUUUAAUUUUCCAAGUCAAAUGCAUCACGUUUUUCUUUCGUGCUAUCAGAGAAUCGCGUUAUCUGCCAUCAUAGUUUGUAACUCCCUAAUUACUGAGAAAACACGAUUCAACAACCUUGCCUGUCCGUUCAUUCAGUACUGUGAUUUUGAUGGUACUUCUGCUAUGUGAGAUGCUCUGAAGUUUCGCGGCAUAAAAACUUACUUUGGUAGGUAAGUCAGUGCGCAUGAGUCAUUAGUUCGAGCUUAACAUUUUUUUGUUCGGUUCUCCGUUUUUGCCUGGAGCAUAUUAGCAUUGAAGGCGCAGCUGUGGUUUCAGGUUUUUCACCAAGAGACAACGGAGCUCGAAGUAUGUGUUUAUUAAUUUGUUGAGCAUUUCUAAGGAAGCGUCCCCAUUGCUGCAGUUCUGAGGGCAGUCCGUCAGACUCGUAGGAUGGUCCGAAAUUUCUGUGAUGCCAGCCGUGGCUAUCGAGACGGUCAUCAUAAUCAUCGUGGUUGUCAGCUUUGCAGUUUUGGCAGCUGUAGUCUUCGCUCUCUACUGGCUAUGGCGUUUACUGCUAGAAGAUCGCCGUUGCUCUAGAAUCGGGAGCUCAGCUUUCCAACACGAAUGGCAGCGGCAGUCUCUAGGACCUCUGGAGGACGGUCCUCAAAGAGCUCUCCUGGGUUCCCGCGGACGGAACCCUCGCAUUUCUCGUCGCGAGAUGUUCGUGGAUGAGAGAAGUCGCAGAAUGGUUAAAGCAACUCGUUGCGUCCAAUGUCCGCAACCUCAGCCAGUUCCUGUUUCUCCAGUCACAAUAGAAGUGAGGGUAGAGGAGCCUCCGCAACAUGAAGUUGUCGUCUUGGAUGGCACCGAGCCACCUCCUCCUUAUGAAGAAGCGGCAGUUAGAUGAAAUGCAAAAUACUUCAUAUUCAAAAGAAGACUCAUUUCCUGCUGCAAAGCUUCAUGUUGUUGAAUUGUCAAUUAAAGAUAGUGAACUUAAAAACGUAAUCGAUAUUGUUGUUUUUGUGACUGGAAAAGGACAAGUUAUGGCCCAUAAGAAGUAUUAUAUAAAGGACUACAUCAAUAUUUUUUAAUAUGUAUUAAUCUUUAUUGAGCUUAAUAUUUUACUUGUUGUUGGAAAGAAACAUGAAAGACAAUUUGUUGACUUAAGGUAUCUCUUUUCUAUGAAAAGACACUUCAGUAUGAAUUGUACAGAGAACUAUUUUUUGUGUGUGUAUGUAUGUGUCUGCUGAUAAAAAAAAAUGGAACGUCUGUUCCCCGAAUUACUUCCGUAGUUAAAUUAUCAUUAUCGUGAUAAUUUAUGUGAUGUAAUUUGUAUCAUCUAUUGAUAAUAAAAUAAAGUGCAGAUGACUGUUAUAA